AUCAACAAAGAAAAUUUAGAUAAAAACAACAACAGUAAUAACAAGCUAGAAAAAAAAUAAGUGUUUUAAACAAAUUUAAAAUCAGUUUAUAUUUAAAAUAAACGUCUGACAUUUCUUGUGAAAUUAGUAGACUCCGAGAAAGGUUCGCAACAGCAUUGACAGCGACAUUAAUUAAUACCAACCAGCAUUUUUAAUAUUUAAAAAUAACUACAAAAAAAGAAUUAACAUUUAAAACUUUCCGUCAGCUGAGAGGUUUGACUACAAGCCAGACAUUCAAGAGCCAAAAACUAUAGCAACAACAUGGAUUUCGAAAGAGCUUUAGAAAAGUGCGGUAAUUAUGGUCGUUAUCAAUUGGUGGUGCUCCUGUUGUAUGGCUACACCAAUCUCAUGUCCUCCAUGCACUAUUUCUCACAAACCCUCAUCUCAUUCACACCCGACUACUGGUGCUAUCACGAGCAGCUGCAAAAUAAAACAUUUUCCGAAAUCAACAACAUUUAUAAGAAUUUCUCAAAUCCUCAUUGUACUUUGCUGGAGUUCAAUGAUGGUGUAUUUGAGAAAGCGGAAGUGGGAGUGUGUCGUAAGUGGUUUUAUAAAAAGGAAAAUGGCUACGAAAGCAUAACUACUGAGCUAAACUGGGUUUGUGACUCAGCUUACCAAUCGGCAGUGGGUCAAUCAUUUUAUUAUUUGGGUGCUGUUGUGGGCACCAUAACCUUUGGUGUCUUGGCUGAUCGUCUGGGCCGGUUGCCUGCCAUUAUUUUGAGUACUUUGUCGGGUGGUUUGGGAGACUUUUUAUCCUCGUUUGUCAACAAUGUGGGCAUGUUUGCUGUGAGCCGUUUCAUUUCCGGCUUAUCAACGGAUACAUUUUUUAUGCUUAUGUAUAUAUUGGCCUUUGAAUAUCUUGAUCCUAAGAAACGCACCUUUGGUCUCAAUAUUAUAACGGCCACUUUCUAUUGCACGGGUUGCAUAUUCUCCCCCUGGUUUGCUUUGUGGGUUAAAAGCUGGCGUUAUUAUUUAUUAAUUGCCUCACUGCCAGUACUGCUAGUGUUUGUAUAUCCUUUGGCCACUUGUGAAUCGGCCAGUUGGCUGUUGACUAGAGAAAAAUAUGAUCGGGCUGUUAAAUGUUUAAAACGUGUGGCCAAAUUCAAUGGCCGCCAGGUGGAAGAGAAAGUUUUCGAUGAGUUUGUGGAGUAUUACAAACAAAAGGCCAUAGAGGAGCAGAAAAUUAAAAAUGAUGAUACAUUUUGGGGCAUGUUUAGGACACCGCGUCUAAGGAAAUUUACCAUUAUAUUGCUGGUCAAAAGUGUCAUCAUAACCAUGGCUUUUGAUAUUAUAUCACGUAAUAUGGAGGGUUUGGGUACUUCACCCUUUAAACUGUUCUCCUUUUCUUCAAUAGUUUAUGUGCCCGCUGGUCUUACCAUUAUUGCCUUUCAAAAUAUAAUAGGACGCAAAGGUAUGGCCACGGUAUCCUUAUUAGGUGGCAGCAUAAUUACAGCUGUUACUGGUUUCCUAAUAGCCUUUCUGGAUCCCAAAUCAAAUGCUAUAUUACUGGCCAUAAUGGUGGGCUUAGGUCGUUAUGGUGCUGUGGUGGCCUACGAUGCUGAGGUUCAAUAUUGCACCGAAAUUGUGCCCACCAGUGUGAGAGGUCGUGCUGUGGCCAAUAUACAUGUGUUGGGUUAUGCCUGCAGUUUCUUGAACUCAUAUGUCAUUUAUUUGGGCAAUUAUUACCAGCCCUUGCCUUCGAUUUUCAUAAGUGUCAUAAUGUUAAUAGGUGCUGGUUUGUGUCUAUGUCUGCCAGAAACUUUAAACAAAAAACUCCCAGAAACUUUGAGUGAUGGCGAAGCCUUUGGUCUCCAUGAGAAAUGGUAUUUCUUUCCUUGUUUUAGUAGGAAAUCAACACGUAAUGAAAACACAAUUGAUGAGAAAAAUAUUGGUACAAAUACUAUAGAUAUAACGCAUUUGUAGUUUAAUUAGUUUUAAUUUUAAAUAGUAAUUAGUUUAUAU
Molecule: messenger RNA, 2001 nt
Organism: Calliphora vicina (urban bluebottle blowfly)
Lineage: Eukaryota; Metazoa; Arthropoda; Insecta; Diptera; Calliphoridae
Product: organic cation transporter-like protein
Exons: 5
Coding region: 301-1962 (553 amino acids)
Biological process (GO): transmembrane transport
Molecular function (GO): transmembrane transporter activity
Source: RefSeq, a predicted model, not a curated record